This is a messenger RNA of Equus caballus (horse), 4368 nucleotides long. The record is from RefSeq and is a predicted model, not a curated record. NCBI's taxonomy places the organism in Eukaryota, Metazoa, Chordata, Mammalia, Perissodactyla, Equidae.
AUCUGAUUUUCUUUCUCGGGAAUUUGAACCGGAUGGAACAUUGGCUACUUUAUUGUGAGAAGAUAAGUGAGAACAUGCACCAGCCUGAAGACACCCCGACUCCCAGCAGGCAGCUCCUGGAGCUCCUCGGGAGUCAAAGUCUUUCAUGUUCCAGUCCCCUUGAGGUCAGCGGUACCAGUUACUAACUGACAACUUCAUGGGGCUCUGUUUCUGGGUUGAUGUGAUUCCCGAGACUGAGAUAUUACUUUUUCUUAUUCCAAAGUGCAGCCUGGAAUAAACAUCCCGGGCUACUUGAGGUAACCUCUACCCUGCCGCAAUGGGCCUACUGCCGAGGAGGCGCAGCAGAAGGGAAGCGACGGCGGUGGGGUAACCAUCCUUUGGGAUGCGGCGCCUCCCUCUGAGGGAGUCCAGCAGCUACGAGGGAAUCCUGGUGUGCUGGGGCGCAGCCAUCCACCGGUUACAGCUGCAGGGGAGAGAGUGUCCCACGUGCGGCGGGGUCUGGUGCAGCCGAGCACAUCUUCCGGGGCGGGAAGGCAGAAUCGGCAUCACGAAAAGCCCGGCCCUUCGAACGCCCAAGAAGGACCUUUCUAAGGGCCCAACACCCCCGGAAACCCAGAACCGGGAGCCCCCAUCGCGGGAGACGCAGCCCCGAGGGCGGAAGACCCCUGGCCAGCGUCCCCCGGAGUCCUCUGGGAAGCGGCGUACGGUGUCGCGAGCCGCGCCCUGCGGAGGAUUCUGGGAGUUGUAGUUCAGCCUCGAGUUCGGGCAGGCGCGACCGGGCCCGGCCGGCUCCUAGAUGUCUUUGUCGUCUGACCCGGCUUCUUCCGUGUCGGGCGUGAGGUCGAGCCUGGGGUCGAACAGGACUGAGCGUGUGUCCUUCUAAGUCUCAGUGGCCGGAAGGAGGGCGGCGGGAGGGCCCCCGGGUCGGGGGCGCAGGCUGCCCCGCGAGGGUCGCGCGUGUUCCCCGCCCCUGGGUGGGCGACCUCCCUCCCAGCCCCCGGGCCCCUCGCGCGUUCGCUGCGCCUUUCUCUGCGGCGGGAGUCACCUGCGCGGGCCGGGAGAGAGUCCCAGGGAGCCGGGGGGCAGAGGUGAGAAUUUGGGAGGGGUGCGGGCGCGGUGCCUGCUGGAGAGUAAAAGGAGAAAGGCUGCCCUCUGGCUGGGGCAGGCUCGGGAAGGAGAAGCGUCCUGUCUCUGUGUGAGAGAGCCCCUUCUUGCUGGUUAUCCUCACGUUGGGGUUUUCAGGGAGAGCCCGCCGCCUGCCUUGCCCUGCUGGUCUUUAGGAUGAUGUGCGCCUCCCCUGCCCCCCAAAUCAGCAGAUCUGACUAUUUGGCUUUUGAUAAUGACUUCCUUUUGUCCUCACAGGAACCCCAUGAGGCAGUAGGAUACCCAUCUGGCAGAUGGGGCAAGUGAGGAUUCGAGAAGUCACAGGAUUUCUUCAGAAUCCUGGAUUUUUUCCCACAAGACCCAUCGCAUUUCUGAGAAAGCCAGUGUUCUCUCUGAAAAGACAACGUUUAAAAAGAAUUUAGUGUUCGUUCAUCCUGUGAGCCUCGAAUAGAACAGGGAUGAAUCGUUAAGUGAGGCACCGACUGACACAAGAGACUUUGAGUGUUAUUUGACUAUCACUCAGCAGAUGAAAGAUACAAAUAUGUAUUUAGUUUAUGUGUCCAGAUUCUCAUAGCAGAGUUCUACUGGAGGUUAAGGGCGGAGGAGGAUGGGAGGAACCUGAGGCAGCAAGGUCAUGGCUGUCUUGAUUCAGGGAUGUUGUGGGAUUGUCCCUUGGUUCCCUGUGUCAGCUCUUCUUAGGUGACAAGUAGCUGCAUAUGACAGUUUCUGCGAGUUUACGGGAAGGCAAGAGUAAUUAUCAUGAUUUCUAUCUUCACGUCUAGGGUCACUUUCUGAGGACUUAGACCUUCCUGGUGCUGGAAACCCAAAAUAGCAUGACCACUGUGCUGCUGACCAUUGCGUCCCAGGAGUCGUCGAUGGUCAGGGAUAUGGCUGAGGCUCUCCCCAAGUGGGGGCAGCUGAACCCUCCUCAGGGAGAUGCGCCCAAGAAGCAUAGGAAUCUGGUCUUGCUGGGGCUUCCAAUUUCCAAGCCUGAUGUAAUCUCUCCGUUGGAGUGUAAGGAGGAACUGGAGAGAGAAAUCCCAAAAGCGACUGGUCCAGACUGGGAGACAAAACCAGAAAGCAAGGAGCAAACUCCAAAGCAGGACAUUUCUGAAGAAGCAUCAGCCCCUGGGGUGUUAAUAGAUAGAUUUCCAAAGGAAAGUUCCGGUGAAUGUGAGGAUUCUUUAGAGAGUCAGCAGGAAAACCAUGAGAAACAUUUAAUGCAAGAGGUUGUCGCUCAGAAGAGAUCUUCUGGGGAGAGAAGUUACCAGUGUGGUGAAUCUGGAAGAAAUUUUAGUUGGAGAUCAUUACAUGUUCAACAGCAAGAAGAAAGACUACAUAAUUGUGAUUCAUUCAAAAAGAACUUAAAACGAAAUGCAGAUCUAACGAGGCAUGAGAAGAUUUGUACAGGAAAGAAACCGUGGAAGUGUAAUGAGUGUGAGAAGGCCUUUAGUUACUACUCAGCUUUUGUCUUGCAUCAGAGAAUUCACACAGGAGAAAAACCUUACGAAUGUAACGAAUGUGGUAAAGCCUUUAGCCAGAGCAUACACCUUACUCUACACCAGAGAAUUCAUACUGGAGAGAAACCGUAUGAAUGUCACGAAUGUGGGAAAGCUUUCAGUCACCGCUCAGCCCUUAUUCGGCAUCAUAUAAUUCAUACUGGAGAGAAGCCCUAUGAAUGCAAUGAAUGUGGGAAGGCCUUUAAUCAGAGUUCAUACCUCACUCAACAUCAGCGAAUUCAUACUGGAGAGAAACCUUAUGAGUGUAAUGAAUGUGGGAAGGCCUUCAGCCAAAGCACAUUCCUUACCCAGCAUCAGGUCAUUCACACUGGAGAGAAACCAUAUAAGUGUAAUGAAUGUGGAAAAGCCUUUAGUGAUCGAUCAGGCCUUAUUCAGCACCAGAGAACUCAUACUGGGGAGAGGCCUUAUGAGUGUAAUGAAUGUGGGAAGGCCUUUGGCUACUGUUCAGCCCUGACUCAACACCAGAGAACUCACACUGGGGAGAAACCCUAUAAAUGCAGUGAUUGUCCCAAAUCCUUCAGUGACCGCUCAGCCCUUGUUCGUCAUCAGAGAACACACACUGGAGAGAAACCUUACAAAUGUAAGGAUUGUGGAAAAGCUUUCAGCCAGAGCUCAUCUCUUACAAAGCAUCAGAAAACUCACACUGGAGAAAAACCCUACAAAUGUAAGGAAUGUGGAAAAGCUUUCAGCCAGAGUUCAUCCCUUUCUCAACAUCAGAAAACCCAUGCUGGAGGGAAAACCGGGGAAUAUGGAAAAUCCUUUAGUGAGCAUUCAGCCUUUAGCCAGCAAAAGAGAAUUCAUACUGGAUAAAGAUUAUAUAAAUGUAGUACAUUCAGAGCAUAUUUAUUGAACAAUUACUAUACAUGCUGUGAGGGCUACAAAGGAAUUUAUGACUGUUACAAAAAAGAUAGUCAUUGAGAAGUCAUUGUUGAUAUGGGACAUAGCUGACAGAAUGUGAAAGAGGAGUUUUACAUUUUUUAAAGUGUUCUAAUGGAGGACACUGAAUUUCCCUGGGGAAAGAAGGAAAUUAUUUCCAAUACCCUAAUGUGUAUGUAAGCUACCUAAUCCUUGAGAGAGAAAUAGGGUAUGCCAUGAUGGAAAGAAGACAUCUUGGCUGGGCUGGGUAGUCUCAUAAUGCUAAGGGGAUGAGAUUUUACAGGGAUAAGUGCUUUUGGGGAAAUUACAGGGGUAGAAAUCAAGAGAUUGAGAAUUCACAAUGAGUGUGUCCAGGCUUGGAGGUGGCAGUGGAAGGGAAGUUGUCCCUAGUCUUUAUUACAAGGGCACUGAAGAGGUAGGCAGAAAGGAUAGAGAAAAAGAGCUGGGGGAAUGAACUCAAGAAAUGAUGGAGAAAACUAUUCAAACAAAUACAACCAGGAAAAGUAUUAGUCAGACUUGUUAGUUGGUCAGUUGCAAAGUUUCCACCCUGAAGCCUAGGAACGUUGGCCUGGCAGUCCACUUCUGCACUUUUUGUCUUUUCGACCUUGCAUAUUGAGAUGUCACCUACUAAGAAUCACAUUAACUCCAAGGGUCAAGACGGACAGCCUAGAAAGGGAGAGUACAGAAGAGACCUUUGAUGUUUUCAGUCUGUUAAGCUAUCUGAGUUACCUGAGAAUGUGCUUAUUUAUAAAGAUUUACCUCAGUUGUAUGUAGUUUGUACUUAGACUUUUUCAUACCAUAGUAAAAUUUAGUUGUGGACCUGAGCUGACACUGCAUAUUAGAUUGUGAAAACUUGAAAAGACUGAAA